This is a messenger RNA of Malania oleifera, 1467 nucleotides long. Its product is annotated as L-tryptophan--pyruvate aminotransferase 1-like. The coding region runs from base 99 to 1331 and encodes 410 amino acids. The transcript has 5 exons. Lineage: Eukaryota; Viridiplantae; Streptophyta; Magnoliopsida; Santalales; Ximeniaceae. Gene Ontology annotation, biological process: amino acid metabolic process. The record is from RefSeq and is a predicted model, not a curated record. Gene Ontology annotation, molecular function: carbon-sulfur lyase activity; transaminase activity.
GGCAAAUCAACACAAUGCUGGACACAACUCCUCACGCACACCCAGUUAAUUUUUAAUAUUUAAUUUCCAAGUUCAUUGUGAGUGAAAGAAAAGAGAAGAUGUGCGGAACAGAGCAAGCGGCUCCUUGCACCUGCAAGUGCAAGUGCUCCGCCUUCGUCCCUGACAACGGAGCUCUUGAAGCAACAGCUAACAAUGGCAGACUGAAUCUCUCGCCGGACUCCAUCAUCAACCUCGAUCAUGGGGAUCCGAAGAUGUUCGAGUCGUACUGGGAGAAGAUGGGGGAGAAGUGCACGGUGGUGAUACCGGGGUGGCGGUCGAUGAGCUACUUUUCCGACGCCGGUAACCAGUGCUGGUUUCUGGAGCCGCAACUGGCGGAGUCCAUUAGAAGGUUGCACGUUGUGGUGGGGAACGCGGUGGCGGAGGACCGCCACGUGGUGGUCGGAAAUGGGUCGUCGCAGCUGUUUCAGGCUGCGCUCUACGCCGUGUGUUCCCCCGGCGGGCCGGCCCCCGUCAACGUGGUCUCUGCAGUUCCAUAUUACUCGUGUUAUCCAGAGGUGACAGAUUUUUUGAAGUCGGGGUUAUACCAAUGGGGAGGCGACGCACAUUCAUACAACGGGAAAAAUCCAUAUGUAGAAGUGGUGACUUCUCCCAACAACCCAGAUGGCUUUAUUCGGGAAUCCGUAGUGAAGCAAGGUCAAGGUGGUGGUCAUGAUGUAGCUGGGAAAUUGAUCCAUGAUCUUGCUUACUAUUGGCCACAUUAUACUCCCAUUACAAAGCCUGUAGAUCACGAUAUCAUGCUCUUUACUUUUUCUAAAUGCACUGGUCAUGCUGGUUCCCGCAUUGGGUGGGCACUAGUUAAAGACAAAGAAGUAGCAAAAAAGAUGACAAAGUUCAUAGAACUUAACACAAUUGGAGUAUCAAAAGAGUCCCAACUCCGGGCUGCAAAAAUCAUGGAAGUGAUCUAUCAAGGCUACCAAAAUUUUGGAUCUCCAGCUAAGUUGGAGAAUUUUUUUGAGUAUGCCCAACGCCUUAUGGCUGGAAGAUGGAACAAGUUAAGAGAGGUGGUUAAAAAUAGUGAAACCUUCACUUUGCCUCAGUACCCUCAAGAAUAUUGCUACUUCUCUAGACAAUCUAGCCAACCUCAUCCUGCUUUUGCAUGGUUGAAGUGUAACAAAGAAGAGAUGGAAGACUGUGCUAGCUUUUUGAGAAGGCAUAAGAUUUUAACAAGAAGUGGAAAUCGAUUUGGGACAGACGAAAAGUACACGAGGAUCAGCAUGGUAGAUAGAGAAGAUGUAUUUAACCUUUUCUUAAAAAGGUUAUCUGCUAUCUAAUGACAAAUAAAUAUUUGAAAUUGUUCGCAUAUAUGUAUCAAUGAGUGGGCAAUAAUGUUUUCAUCCCCCGAUUUGGUGCCGUUUGAAUGGAAUUAAAGGACUUGCCCAAGUUGAAGUCUUGAAUUAUCAAAAGAAA